This is a messenger RNA of Rubroshorea leprosula, 2011 nucleotides long. Lineage: Eukaryota; Viridiplantae; Streptophyta; Magnoliopsida; Malvales; Dipterocarpaceae. The record is from the annotation of a GenBank genome assembly.
CAUUGAAUUUCGGGCUUACGCCUCUCACAACAAACUAAAGCGGUCCCCACUCAUAGCGCAUCAUAAACCGCUGAUCUUGUCCUGAUAAUUUUGAUGGCUACAUCCAACGGCCAUGAGUUCUUUAGCAUCAGAAAACACGGCAAUUCGCCUGAAACAGUGGGACCUCAAAAGAAUCAAGGGCCUCCACAUGGCCUCCACGUGUCCUUAAGGAGUCCGAAAUUUUUCCUAAAAUACAAAAUCAUAUAACGACCUAAUCAUUGCUGGGUCCCUUUGCUUGUCGCUAAGGGCAAAGCUUGGGGAGCUUAACAGUCACAAAUUACUCGCAAAAUCCACCAUUGGCUUAGAACCUCAUCCUACGGUUGAUAUCUUGCCACGUAAUCACUACCUUUGCUCAAUUUCUUCUUCACUAAUUAAAACCAUUUUUACUCUUCCCAUUAAACCAUCCUUCCUUUCUUGAGCUCCUUUCUCUCUACAUGGAGUUUGAUACUAGCUUUAGAGAUGAUUUUGCAUCUCUUUCUGGUAUAUUCUCAAAUAAUUUUAUCGAGAAAUCAGAGUCUGGCUAUGGAUUAUCUCUUCCCCUUGAGGAUUCUUCCCCCAAGAGUUUGUUUCACAACUUGAUCCAUCCUAACCAUAACACCUUUCUGAAUCCUCCCCAUUUCAACCAAUUUUCCGUCAAAGGGUCCUCGGAAAAUAUCUUUUCUGAGACAUGCAUUGACCCCUUUCAGACCUAUGUUGGAGGUUCAAUCGAUAAUCUCAAUAGUGCUUCUUCGCUAUAUAACUCCAAGGGAUUGGUUUCGUUAACAAAGGGGUUUUCUUCACAGCUUAUCGAUCAAAAUGCAAAUGUUGGCGGAGAUAGCAAGGAAGUGAUUUCUCACAAAUCUCUUAACACAAACGUGAAUGAUCUACCUUUAUUGACUACUCAUGGUGUAAUUACCCUUCAACAGGGUUUACAUAGAGGGGGAUAUUUAGAUUUUUCUCAAAAAAAUUUAGUGCAAUUUAUGCCUGAAAAUCUUCCGACUUAUCCAUUAUUAGUGAAUUCUCAAGAUUACUAUGGAUUUUGUACAAAAGUGCCCGAUGAGCUCUCAUGUGUAACUGGGGAAAAUGGCUGCACUGACCCAAAAGUUGAUCAGAAGAUGAACAAGAAGAUGAUGCUGGAAAAAAGGGAGAGUGAAGCUCCCAAGCAGGCCAUUAUAAUCAAAGGCCAAUGGAGUGCUCAAGAGGACAUACAAUUGGAGCAAUUGGUAGCGAGGUAUGGAACAAAAAAAUGGUCUCAAAUUGCAAAGAUGUUGAAUGGGAGAGUGGGGAAGCAGUGUCGAGAGAGAUGGCACAACCAUUUGAAGCCUGAUAUCAAGAAGAAUUCAUGGAGUGAGGAAGAAGACAAAAUACUGAUUCAGGCACAUAAAGAAAUAGGAAACAGAUGGGUAGAGAUAGCCAGGAGGCUACCUGGACGUACUGAGAACACCAUAAAAAACCAUUGGAACGCUACCAUGAGACGCCAGCAUUCUCGUCGCAAGAGCAAGCACUCCAACCCUCAGGACUCUCUCCUGCAGAAGUACAUUAAGAGUGUCACUACUCGUGCAACUUCAACCAAGAAGGGUGACAAGGGCAAAAAUAUUGUGCAGAAGGAGAAUCCAAUGCCAAGUGUGAAUGAGUUCCCAACAGCAGAGUGGCAAGCUCGUGAAUCUGAGCCUAUUGAUUUCUCUUUUGAGAUGAAUGUGUUUGGAGAAAGUUACUCCAGCUUUGCAUCGAUGCUUGAUGAGGUGAGCAGCAACAGCAUGGUGGAAAUGGAGAGCUUGAUGGAAGGAGAGAAGAAGGAUAUGGAUUUGUUGGAGAUGCUCUCCCAUGGAAGACUCUAAGCUUUACUUUAAGCUAUCAGAAGUGUUUUCUGCGAGGUAGUUUGUGAGGGAAAUGGAGGGUGUAAGGAGGGUUAUAGAUAGAUGGCAUUUUAUGAGAAAUUAGUUAGGUUUCUGCCUGUUAUGCUUUGCGUUUGUGACCUGUGGUCUUGCAACCG